AUGUACGGCUGCGAUCUGUCGCACGACGAGCAAUGGGGCCAUCUCGCGUCCGACCCGUACCUGCGAUUCACCGCCUCCUCGGUGCCGCGGGAGCGCAAGAUCGCCAACGUGCAGAGCCUCGGCUUCGGCGCGCUCUUCGCGCCCACCCCUCCGCUCCCCGCCUCCGCCGCUUCCCCGCUCCUUUCACCCUCCGCAUCCACCCUCCCAUCCCCCACCUCCGCCGCCCCCGCUUCCUCCCAACCGCCCCCCGUGGUGCGCCAUGCGCCGCUGCGCUGCGCCUUCUGCGGGGCGUGCGUGUGCCUCUACUCCGCCAUCGCGCCCGCCACGGGCGACUGGCGUUGCGCUCUGUGCGGGCGGCCCAACAUGAGCGGCGGGCACUACCUGCUGGCGGAGGGGGAGACGCUCGAGGGGUGGCCGGAGCUGGGCGCGCGCGUGGUGGACUACGUUGAGGCGGGCGGAGGGGCGCGCGGGGCGGGGGAGGGGGGGGUGGGGGGGGGCGCGUCGGAGGCGGUGCUGGGGGCGCCGGUGGUGGUGGUGGUGGACGAGGGGCUGGACGCCGCGUGCAUGGGGGGAGUCAGAGCCGCGCUCACGGCCAUGCUGCAGCACCUGCCAUCCGCCACGCGCAUCGCUAUCAUCACCUUCGGCGCGUCGCUCUCACUCUUUGACCUCUCGCCCUCCGCCUCGCCGCUGCUCGCCUCCGCCGACUGCUUCCCCGCCACACACGCGCUGCCCCCCGCCACGCUGGCCGCGCUGCUGCUGGGACGCGCGCAGCACCUCGCGCCCAUCGCGGCCUGCCUGCCCUCCGCGCAGGCCGUCAUCGCCUCGCUGCGCCCCUGCCGCGCCGCCACGCCGCCCCUCGCCCGCGCGCGCGCCCUGGGCCCCGCCGUGGAGCUCGCGCUCGCGCUGCUGCGCGGCCCCGCGCCCGCCCUGCCGCGCGCCCACCAGCGCCGCUGGAGCGGGGCGGCGCGCGUGGUGGUGCUGUGCGGGGGGCCGGCCACGGUGGGCGCGGGGGCGGUGGCGGAGGGCAUAGAGGGCGUGGGGGAGGGCGAGGAGCGGCAGCGCGAGCAGGCGGCGCGGCGGCACUACGAGGCGCUGGGCAGGGAGGCGCGGGGCAUGGGCGCCGUGGUGGACGUGUUCUCGGGGGGGCCCCUGCUCGUGCGCGUGCCCGCACUGCUGCCCCUGGCGGCGCUGUCAGGGGGCGCGCUGGUGCCGCUGGACGAGUUCAGCCCCGCCGCGUUCCCCCCGCUGCUGCUGCGCGCCCUCUCGCGCAUCGUGGGCGCGGAGGGGUCGCUGGAGGUGCGCUGCUCGCCCGAGGUGGCCGUCACACGCGUGAUCGGCCCUGCAGAGGCGGAGGAGGGCGGCGGGCGCAGGGGGGCGGGGGGGGAGGAGGGGUUCCCGGAGGACAGUGCAACGGCGGUGGUGCUGCUGAGUGUGGACGAGGAGGCGGCGGUGGCGGUGAGCAUGGAGCUGACAGACGACCUCACCCGCCACCACGUGUUCUUCCAGUUCCUCUGCCGCUUCCGCCUCCUCAACCACGACCUGGUGACGCGGGUGGUGACGGUGCGUCUACCAGUGGCGGCAUCGCUACCGGCGUACCUCUCAUCGGUGCACGAGCCCACAGCAGCGCUGCUCAUCGCCAAGCGCACCGUGCUGGCGGCGCCCACAGCUCGCGAGGCGGGGGAGAUGCGCGCGUGGGUGGACGCCCGUGCACGUGACUUGGCGCUCAAGCUGGGCGGCGUGGCACAGCACAACCGCUCCCUGCUGCAGUUCCCCCACCAGCUGCCGCGGGUAGCGGAGGCGCUGUACGAGGUGAGGCGCAGCCCGGUGUUGGGGCGCCACGUGGCGGGCGAGUGGGAGCGCCAGGCCCUGCGCGCACUGCUGCUGCGCGCAGGGGGGGAGGCGGCACUGCGCAUGGUGCUGCCCUCGCUGCUCAUGUUCCGCGCCGGCCACGCCACCCAGUUCGUUGAAGUGCCGCCCUCUGACCUGGCGCUGACGUCAGAUGCCGCCCUGGUGCUGGACCACGGCACCGACAUGCUCAUCUGGCUCGGAGCGCACCUGGCGCCGGACGAGCCCACGAGGCGCGGAGUGGAGGCGGCGUGUCGCCAGCUGGCAGCGCAGCUCAUGGGCGGGCCGGGCGGCAGAGGCAGGUUCCCGGCACCACGCGUACUCUGCUUCACUGAGGGCACGGCGGAAGCGGCCUUCAUGACGGCGCGCCUCACGCCCACACACAAGGACCCCCUUGCUGUUCAGGAGCUGCUCUUCCCACCGCUGAGGGAGAUGCAGGAGGAGGAGCGGGCAGCCGUGCGGGCCAAGCUGCCGCCCACCCCCGAGCCCGGCUUCACCGACUGGCUGCGCUCGCUGCGCCUCGCGCCCCCCCAACCCCCCCUCGCUGCACCCUCCUGA
Molecule: messenger RNA, 2403 nt
Organism: Closterium sp. NIES-65
Lineage: Eukaryota; Viridiplantae; Streptophyta; Zygnematophyceae; Desmidiales; Closteriaceae
Source: the annotation of a GenBank genome assembly